Molecule: messenger RNA, 1086 nt
Organism: Morchella sextelata
Lineage: Eukaryota; Fungi; Ascomycota; Pezizomycetes; Pezizales; Morchellaceae
Exons: 3
Coding region: 1-1086 (361 amino acids)
Cellular component (GO): endoplasmic reticulum
Molecular function (GO): oxidoreductase activity
Source: RefSeq, a predicted model, not a curated record
AUGGCAAGCACUUUAUUAUACUCCGCAGCCGCACUGCACACGAUACUAUAUGUAGCGCUGCAAACGUCUAUAUCUUUAUUGUCACUACCAAGACUGGUGCAUCAACACUUGAUCCAUAACGGAGCAGCAGCGGAGGAGAACUAUCGAGUUAAGGAUGCGUAUGCGCUUGUGACUGGGGCAACAGAUGGCAUCGGAAAAGCGCUUGUAGAGGAACUAGCAACGAGAGGGUGGAAUGUGAUAAUCCAUGGGCGCUCAACUCAAAAGCUUGAGCCAUUGAUACACCGCCUGUCAGGCCAGUAUCCGAACCAACGCUUCCUUCCUUUCAUCGCAGAUGCCUCAAAGUCACCAGAAGAACUGAAGCUUCCGGAGCUUUUGAGGCAGUUCAAAGGAUGCAAUAUCACACUCUUGAUCAACAACGUCGGCGGUCUACCGCCUAUAAAAGCUCUUUCAGAACUCACGGACGAGGAGAUUAUCCAAAACGUCCACGUCAACGUGAGCUUCGGAGUAUGUUUGACAAGAGUUGUAUUGAAGGAAGGAUUACUAGCGCGCAAGAGCUGUAUCUUGAGCUUAGGCAGCAUAGGAAGUAUCAUGACUCUCCCCGGAACGCCCACAUACAGCGCCUCCAAAGCCUUCACCACAAAAUUCAAUGCCUGUCUCCGCGAACAACUCGCCUCCCAGGCUCCCAUCUUCCGAACCGACUCCAUAGCCACCAAAUCGAUCGAAAUCAUCUCUAUAAUCCCCGGGGGCGUGCGCACCGCCAUGACGCCCAUUGACCACGCGUCCUACUCCCCAUUCGACGGGCGAACCUUCCUAGUCACGCCAACGGCCUUUGCCCGGGCCACGUUGGGGAAGAUCGGGCUGGGGAAAUACUAUAGAGAGAUCUAUUCGUGCUGGCGCCACGAGUUUCAAAUGGGCGUGUUAACCGCUUUCCCGGAGGAAUGGGGGGUUCGGGCUUGGAUUAAUCGGCUUUUGAUGAAAGCAGUUGAUGGCCCGAGGGCGGAGGGAUGGAAACGUUUGGGUGCUGGCUGGAAGAUGGUUGAUGGGAAGUUGGUGGGACCGGAGACGGGUGGGCGGAAGUUGGACUAG